AGAUGGAAGAACCCGCACGUUUUGUUUUCUUUAAAUGUGAAAAUGUGCAGUACUAAUUUCCUCAUCUCUGGCAAGUCAUGGAGAGCCACAGGAAAAAACCAGGACCAUCUCACUCUCAUCUCCUACUUGUCUUCUUCACCGUCUUGUUCCCAUUCUCACAUGGCCAAGAAACAGAUGCUGUCGGCUAUGGAUAUGUAAUUGAUUCCGUCGCCGUUAAUUUAGCUACCAAGUCGUUGAAUGCUGAUCUUAUCUUAAUCAAGAAUUCCUCUGUUUAUGGAUCUGAUAUUCAAAGUCUCAAUCUUUUAGCCAGCUUUGAGACCAAAGAGCGUCUCAGAAUCAGAAUAACAGAUUCCCAAGCUCAGAGAUGGGAGAUCCCACAAGAAAUAAUUCCCCGCCGAAGUCCCCAACCACAAUAUUUGAAGUUACAAAGAUACCCCGGCGACGAUUCUCCGGUGAAUCACCGAGACCUUCUUGAAAACCAAAUCCUCUCCAGUCCCACCUCCGACCUCGUUUUCACUCUUCACAACACAACCCCUUUUGGCUUCUCUGUGUCCCGCAAAUCCAAUGGUGACGUCCUCUUUGACGCGUCGCCGGACUCGACGGACUCCGGUAGUUUCCUGGUCUUCAAGGAUCAGUAUAUCCAACUCUCCUCUGCACUUCCGGCAGAUAGGUCUUCACUGUAUGGCCUCGGAGAGCACACAAAGAGGACCUUUAAGUUGCAGGCAAAUGAGACGUUGACUUUGUGGAAUGCAGACCUAGCAAGCGCGAAUCUUGACGUGAAUCUUUAUGGGUCUCACCCAUUUUACAUUGACGUCCGAUCAUCGUCUGAUGAUGGCAGGGUACCGGCGGGGAGUAGUCACGGUGUUUUGCUGUUGAAUAGUAACGGGAUGGACAUAGUCUACAGCGGUGACCGGGUAACUUACAAGGUAAUUGGUGGUGUUAUUGACCUGUAUAUUUUCGCCGGAGCAUCGCCGAGUAUGGUGAUAGAGCAGUACACGGAGCUCAUUGGCCGGCCUGCAGCUAUGCCAUACUGGUCUUUCGGAUUUCAUCAAUGUCGAUAUGGGUACAAGAAUGUUUCUGAUCUUGAAGCUGUGGUUGCUGGCUAUGCAAAAGCUAGUAUUCCUCUGGAAGUUAUGUGGACAGAUAUUGAUUACAUGGACGCUUUCAAGGAUUUCACUCUCCAUCCUGUUAACUUUCCUCCAGAUCUUAUGAAAAAAUUUGUCAACCAACUUCAUCAAAAUGCUCAAAAAUACGUUGUUAUUAUCGACCCUGGUAUAAGUGUUAAUGAUUCCUAUGGAACCUAUAAUAGAGGGAUGCAAGCAGAUGUGUAUAUCAAACGGGAUGGUGUUCCUUAUUUAGGAGAAGUUUGGCCUGGACUUGUCUAUUUUCCUGAUUUUUCAAAACCAGACACCACAGCUUUCUGGACAGACGAAAUCAGACAGUUUCGAGAUAUAAUUCCUGUUGAUGGACUUUGGAUCGACAUGAAUGAGUUAUCCAAUUUCAUAACUUCCCCUUCAACUCCAUCAUCCACCCUUGAUGAUCCCCCUUACAAGAUUAACAAUGAAGGAAUCCAACGGCCAAUAAAUAAUAAGACAACACCAGCAACAUGUCUGCAUUUUGGAAAUUUUACAGAGUACGAUGUUCAUAACUUGUAUGGACUGCUAGAAGCUAAAGCAACCCAUGAAGCCUUGUUAGAUAUUACUGGUAGAAGGCCAUUUGUGCUUUCUAGGUCAACUUUUGUAAGUUCCGGUAAGUAUACUGCUCAUUGGACUGGAGACAUUGCCUCCACCUGGGAUGAUUUGGCCAACACCAUCCCUACCAUGUUGAGUUUUGGUCUCUUCGGAAUACCUAUGGUCGGUGCUGAUAUAUGUGGAUUUUCCGGCAAUACAACUGAAGAACUUUGCAGGCGUUGGAUUCAGCUUGGGGCCUUCUAUCCCUUUGCGAGAGAUCACACAGAGAUAAACAGUAUCCCGCAGGAGCUCUAUCUCUGGGAUUCAGUUGCUGCAACAGCCAGGAAGGUGCUAGGACUCCGAUAUCGACUGCUCCCAUACUUUUACACAUUAAUGUACGAGGCACACACCAAGGGAACACCCAUUGCAAGGCCUCUUUUCUUCUCAUUUCCUCAAGACAUCAACACUUACGAAAUCAAUUUCCAGUUUCUGAUCGGCAAGUGUGUACUCGUCUCACCGGCGGUGACUUCAGGAGCAGUGUCUGUCGACGCUUACUUCCCUACAGGAAAUUGGUUUAGCCUGUUUAAUUACUCUGAUUCAAUCAGUGUAAGCUCCGGGAAGUACGUCACUCUCGACGCGCCACCUGAUCAUAUAAAUGUACAUGUCAAGGAAGGUAACAUUUUAGCAAUGCAAGGGGAAGCAAUGACAACAACAGCUGCUCGAAUGACGCCAUUUGAGCUCGUGGUGGUUGUGAGCAGCAAUGGGGAUAGUUCCGGUGAACUGUUCUUGGACGACGGCGAGGAACCGGAGAUGGGAGGAUCACAAGGGAAGUGGGUUUUACUUAGAUUUAACGGUGGACUGCAGAGGAACAAUACUAUCUUUGUCUCAUCGGAAAUUUUGAGUGGAGGAUUGGAUUUGAAUCAGAAAUUGAUAGUGGAUAAAGUAAGUUUCGUAGGGUUGAAGAAGGGCGAGAUAUUGAAGGCACGUAAGCUGAGGAUCACAAAGGGAUCAAUGAGAAAAGGUAGCCCUGUUGUAAAGGUUAGCUUGGACAGCGAUUCACAGUUUAUUACCAUUGAAAUAUCUGGACUUUCUCUUCUUUUAGGAGAAACUUUUAGAUUGGAACUAGACCUGGUGGUGAAAAACUCUAGUUAAGAGGAAAAUGGAUAUGAAUAACUCAAUAACCCAAUUAGGCAACUUUUGUCUUUUGGUCUUAAAUGUUUUCGUAUUGGGAUGGUAAUAAUAUACUUAACUUUUAUGAAUCCCAAAAA
Molecule: messenger RNA, 2938 nt
Organism: Manihot esculenta (cassava)
Lineage: Eukaryota; Viridiplantae; Streptophyta; Magnoliopsida; Malpighiales; Euphorbiaceae
Product: alpha-glucosidase
Exons: 5
Coding region: 78-2822 (914 amino acids)
Biological process (GO): carbohydrate metabolic process
Molecular function (GO): hydrolase activity, hydrolyzing O-glycosyl compounds; carbohydrate binding
Source: RefSeq, a predicted model, not a curated record